UGGAUCUGCUCGUGAACGCGCACUGGGAACCGCUAUAUUAUUAGUGCUCCAGAACAGAUGGUAGUGAAAUACUGGAAUAAAAACUACAUUUUCUGGGAUAAACUAAUUCUAUGUUGGUUUGUUUUUUUUUUUUAGGUCUGUGGACACUUCCACUUGGGAAGCGGAUGUGUUUGGGAACAACAUCAACGUUUUUUCUCUUUCUUUAACUCGGAUUUACUUUGGAUUGGGAUCCGUAUACGGAUUUAUUUUAAAGACAGAAAGCUGAAUUGGUCCAUAAAACGUUUUAUAGACACUACAACAUGCGCACGAGGCGGUGUAACUAUAACAGGACAAAAAAACAACGCACUAGGAGUUGCGUCUAAACGCCGAAUCGUGCAGGUUUUCCACGGGGAAAAAAACUCGUAUAUCAGUCCGACAAACACUCAGCAGCUACAAUGGCUUUCUUUAAUUUUCGGAAAAUAUUCAAGCUCGGUACUGAAAGGAAGAAAAGGCAGUAUGAACACGUCCGGAGAGACGUGAACCCCGAGGAAAGCUGGGAAAUGAUCGGAGAAUUAGGAGACGGAGCUUUUGGGAAGGUUUACAAGGCUAAGAACAAGCAUUCGGGCAUUUUAGCUGCAGCGAAGGUGAUUGACACUAAGACAGAAGAUGAGCUGGAGGAUUACAUGGUGGAGAUCGACAUACUGGCAUCUUGUAACCAUGACAACAUCGUAAAGCUUUUGGAUGCCUUCUAUUAUGAGAGCAAACUCUGGAUUCUGAUUGAGUUUUGUGGUGGUGGUGCUGUUGAUGCAGUGAUGCUGGAGCUGGAAAGGCCUCUGACUGAACCACAGAUCAGGGUGGUGUGUAAGCAGACUCUAGAAGCGCUGAUCUACCUGCAUGAGAAGAAAGUCAUCCACCGAGACCUGAAGGCUGGAAACAUUCUGCUCUCACUUGAUGGUCAAGUCAAACUUGCGGAUUUCGGUGUGUCUGCAAAAAACACUAAAACACUCCAGAGACGAGACUCUUUCAUUGGAACCCCAUACUGGAUGGCGCCAGAAGUGGUGAUGUGCGAGACUUCAAAGGACAGGCCGUAUGACUACAAGGCAGAUAUCUGGUCCCUCGGUGUCACCCUUAUUGAGAUGGCCCAGAUCGAGCCGCCCAAUCACGAGAUGAAUCCCAUGAGGGUGCUGCUAAAAAUCGCCAAGGCCGACCCACCCACACUUAUGCAGCCAUCUAAAUGGUCUCCAGAGUUUAGCAACUUUCUAAAACAUGCUCUAGAUAAGAAUCUAGACAACAGAUGGAGCGCAGCACAGCUCCUUCAGCACCCAUUUGUGAGCAACGUUACUGAUAACAAACCAGUCCGAGAGCUGAUAGCAGAAGCCAAAGCUGAAGUCACAGAGGAGAUAGAGGAGUCAAAGGAUGACGAGGAGGAGGACGAUCACGAGGGACAGCUGCUGCUUCCCGGACACAAACGUGCUUCGUCUGACAUCAGUAUCGGAAGCUCUGAAGAUGAAAAGCUUUCCCAGUCACCUUCUACUUUGGAAGCAGUUCCAGAGAAAAGUGAAGAAUUACCUAUUCCCAAGAGCACAGAUAUGGAUCUCGGUAACGGCCAGGCAUCUAAACCGGAUAUUUCCAAACUGGAACUGAACCACGUCCCGAACAUACCAGAACCGUCUGCUGAAGAACCUACAGAGGAACCAGCUUCCAACAUGAAACCUCUGGAGCAAGACGAUAACAAGAACACUACAGACAUCAAGCCAGAAAGACCGUCUUCUUCACUAACUAUACCGAAGCCAGAAGAGGACAUGAAACAUAUGGGAAAUAUGGUGAAGCCAGAUGUUGAUAAUAUGAUCCAGAGCAUGGAUGCAGAGGUGAAGGAUGAGCUCACACCUGAGAAUUCCAUCAAGGAGGUUGAUGAAGCUUUUGCAGAGCCUGAGGAGAAACCUAGACCUCUGACGUCUCCUGUGAAAGAAGAGGAUAAGGGUGAACCAGAGAAUGCGAAAUCUCCGGAGAUUGCAAAUUUUCCGAAGCCCAUAUUUCAAAAGAAAGUCUCUGGAUGUGGGUCAGAUACCAGCAGUGUUGACCUAAACCUGUCCAUCUCCAGCUUUAUAAACAAAUCCAAAGAGUCAGCAUCCAUGUCUGUACAGGAAAGGAAACGGCAGAAGAAAACCCUGAAAAAAACCCGCAAGUUUAUCAUAGACGGCGUGGAGGUUAGCGUCACGACGUCCAAGAUCGUCACAGAUAACGACACCAAAAACGAGGAGAUGAGAUUCCUAAGACGUCAAGAGCUAAGAGAGCUGAGGCUGUUGCAGAAAGAGGAGCAGAGAGCCCAGCAGCAGCUCAGUAACAAACUGCAGCAGCAGAGGGAGCAGAUCUCCAGACGCUUCGAGCAGGAGACCACGACCAAGAAGCGUCAGUACGAUACAGAGGUAGAGAACAUGGAGCGGCAGCAGAAGCAGACUAUCGAGAGACUUGAACAAGAACACACCAACCACCUCCGCGACGAGGCCAAGAGGAUCAAAGGCGAGCAGGACAAGGAGCUGUCGAAGUUCCAAAACAUGACGAAGAACCGCAAGAAGGAGGAGCAAGAGUACUUGCAGAAACAGCAGCAGGAACUGGACGGCGCUCUGAAGAAGAUUAUCCAGCAGCACAAGCGUGAGCUGGCCGUCGUGGAAAGAGACUGCCUCAGCCUCAAACAGCGGCUGCUCCGAACAAGAGAGGCAGCCAUGUGGGAGCUAGAAGAGCGCCAUCUACAGGAGAAACACCAACUGUUCAAACAGCAGCUCAAGGACCAGUAUUUCAUGCAAAGGCAUCAGCUACUCAAACGACACGAGAAGGAAAUGGAGCAGAUGCACAGAUAUAACCAGAGAAUGGUGGAGGAAAUGAAGACAAAACAGACCCAGGAGAGGACCAGACUUCCCAAGAUCCAGCGCGGUGACGCUAAAACACGCAUGGCCAUGUUUAAGAAGAGCUUACGUAUCGCUUCUCCUGGGCUCAGUCCUGAGCACGAGAGGGAAAAGAUCAAACAGUUUGCAGCGCAGGAAGAAAAGAGGCAGAAGAAUGAGAGACUCCAUCAGCAUCAGAAACAUGAGAACCAGAUGAGAGACUUGCAGUUGCAGUGUGAUGCCAAUGUUAGAGAGCUGCAGCAGUUACAGAAUGAAAAAUGCCAUCUGCUCAUCGAACAUGAGACCCAGAAGUUAAAGGAGCUGGAUGAGGAACACAGUGCUGAGCUGAAGGACUGGAGAGAGAAGCUGCGGCCCAGGAAAAAGCUGCUAGAGGAGGAGUUUGCACGGAAGAUUCAAGAACAGGAAAUUUUCUUUAAGAUGAGCGGAGAGUCCGAGUGCCUUAACCCAUCCACCCAAAGCCGCAUCUCCAAGUUCUACCCUGUCCCCACUGUCCAUUCCACUGGGUUUUAACACACACACACACACACACACACACACACACACACACACACACACACAAUUUUUAUACAUAUGUAUUACUGAACUAAGACUCUUAUGUAAGGCUGUUAUCUAACUACAGACUACAUUCUACACACUGCUGUUUUCUAGGAUAUGAAUCUACAUGUACUGAAUGAAUGAAUCGUUUUGCUGCAGCGAGUCACUUCAUAUACAAGGUUUUUACCUAUUAUUUUGUUAAUGAACCGAUGUGUUCUCACAUGUAUGAAAGUUCACAAUGUACACUAAUCAGCUUGUGUUUGUCUUUAGAACUUCAUGUUUAGCUAAGAAUCAUACAGUAAAAAUCUAUCACAUCGGUUAUUGUUUAAAUUCUAGUUAGUUCACCAUUAAUUCAGUGGUUUUAGUUCCUAGACUAUAUGACCGAAAGCUGGCGUUUACAUAAAUUUAAAUAACCCCCUGUCACUUGUUCUAAACUGUGUUAAAGUACACUAGAAGCACAUUGGUUUUUAACAGCAUGCUAGACUGUACUGCCUGUAAUGGAGGAUGCGACUGGGAUGACAGGUGAUUAAUGUGAAUAACUCAGUGUGUUGAAAUGAAGGAACAAACAUUUUUUCAGCUUCAGCUCUCGUGACAGUAAGUGUUUUUUUUGUUGUGUUUUAUUUACUGUAUAUUUAAUGUGGCAGCAGUUUUCUUUAGAUCAGAUCAGAAAUGAUGAAGACUUGAAGCUGUUGCAUAUCACCAUUGUAUGAAAAUGUGUGUCACGCACUUUUUGAUGAAGAAUAUGCCAUACUCUUCUCUUGGAUCUGAUUUGACUCGAUGCUGUUAAUUAUCAAUAUAAAGCAUAUUUUUGUAGUUGAUGUACAUUUUACAUUUUUUUAUAAACUGCACGAUACGUCUUCUUUUUUAGAUUUAGCACGGCAUCUGCUAACAAUCUGUAUGAGAGCCUAUUGUUUCAAUUUUAAUAAUAAUAAUAAUUUAAUAGACAAAACAAGAAUUUUCACUGAAUUCAUCCUUAAAUUAUAGCAGUUUAAUUUGAAGAGAGAAAAGACUUUUUUAGAUAGACGCAUCAUAUUUUGAUGGCUUUCAGUCGGUGCUAGUUUUCCGUAUCAAGCAGUAAAUUAGCGUAUUUUCUAUAAACUGAUGACUUUGUAAGAACAAUUUUAAUUAGAUAAAAAUUUAAACACGUUUGGGUGGAAUAAGGGAAGACUUCCUGCCCUUUAUACUAUAAAUUUGAAAUGUAGCUUUCUAGCUAGAGAAACUUACCAGCUAUCAUACUAGACCUAGCGAUAGAUGCACAGACGUAAAACCUUAUGUAAAAACAGGAAAUUUACAAGGCUUAUUGUAAUCAUUUUAACCUAAACUCAUGCCAAAAUAUAAAAUAUGUAGGAAAGCAUGAAGGUGAUUUUGUUGAAAAACUUCAACAGUUAGCUUAUACUUUGUGUCGAAAGAUUUACACAUUUUGUUGAAUGUAUUUCUUGUCCCUUGCAAUAUAUUUUUUAUUAUUAAAAAAUAAAAAGGACUCUUAA
Tachysurus vachellii is the source of this 4903-nucleotide messenger RNA. RefSeq names its product STE20-like kinase b (gene slkb). Bases 435 to 3392 code for a protein of 985 amino acids. The transcript has 18 exons. Lineage: Eukaryota; Metazoa; Chordata; Actinopteri; Siluriformes; Bagridae. The record is from RefSeq and is a predicted model, not a curated record. Gene Ontology annotation, molecular function: protein serine/threonine kinase activity; ATP binding. Gene Ontology annotation, biological process: protein phosphorylation.